GAGGUUGGCCUUCAACGGGAUGACUUCAUCCUGCUAGGCAGUUUACCGUCGCUUGGUUCACGAUUUGGAGUUCUUAUACAUCCGACAGUUGCCUUGUUAAGGCGUCCUUUCUUUCCCCGAUUGAACGUUGAUGAAGUGCAGGACACGUUCUGGAUGCCACUGGAACGUUUUCUCGACGAUUCUCUGCACAUGUCCUAUGUUAUUGACAGCAAAUACACAGUGCACAGCUUUGCGUUCGAAGAAGCACACACGUAUGGGGUGACUGCAUUGAUGUGCAUCCUGACGGCAAUGAGUGUGCUUCAGAAGAUGCCUCCCUUCGACAUCACACCGCUUCUGCCAGUUUCUCGACUUGCACAGAUGACCCCGGCUGAAGUGGUGGCCGAAGUUUGCGGAUAUGCUGGUCAGCCGUUCAUGACUACCUCCAAACUCUAG
Molecule: messenger RNA, 432 nt
Organism: Haemonchus placei
Lineage: Eukaryota; Metazoa; Nematoda; Chromadorea; Rhabditida; Trichostrongylidae
Source: the annotation of a GenBank genome assembly